Messenger RNA from Wyeomyia smithii (pitcher-plant mosquito), 654 nucleotides. RefSeq lists its product as uncharacterized. Gene Ontology annotation, molecular function: catalytic activity. The transcript has 2 exons. The record is from RefSeq and is a predicted model, not a curated record. NCBI's taxonomy places the organism in Eukaryota, Metazoa, Arthropoda, Insecta, Diptera, Culicidae. The coding region runs from base 1 to 654 and encodes 217 amino acids.
AUGGAAAUCAAAGUAACAAUGCUGAAUAAAAUAAAGUUUAUUCAGGUGAACCUUCACCACGCAAAAGGAGCUAGCAGCGUUCUUUGUAGAAGGUUCACCCGUGAAAAUCUGGACGUAGCUUUAAUUCAAGAGCCUUGGUUCAACAACAAUACAGUUAAAGGAAUUUCUACACCAAAUUGUAAGCUUAUUUACGACAGUACACAAACUAGUCCUAGAGCAGCAAUUCUAAUACGGGAAAAUUUAGCUUUUAUCCCCGUUACUGAAUUCAUCAGUAGAGACAUCGUGGCAAUUCAAAUAGAGGUUCCAACGACCCGAGGGAUAACGGAGAUCAUCGUCGCUUCUGCCUAUUUCCCAGGAGAUAACGUUGAGAUUCCUCCUAAAGAAGUUGCCGCGCUUGUUCAACACUGCAAACUGAAAAACAAGCAGCUCAUCAUAGGAUGUGAUGCGAUUGUCCUCCACACGGUCUGGGGUAGCAGUAACAUCAAUGUUAGCGGUGAUUGUUUACUUCACUACUUGAUUUCACAUAACAUAAACAUUUGUAAUCAAGGUAAUGAUCCAAUAUUUGUUACCAGUAUUAGACAAGAAGUUCUUGAUCUAACGCUUUGCAGCUCAAAAUUAUCUGGUAUGAUUGAGAAUUGGGGAACUGGUGACUGA